Messenger RNA from Theobroma cacao (cacao), 1279 nucleotides. RefSeq names its product NAC (No Apical Meristem) domain transcriptional regulator superfamily protein (gene SMB). Gene Ontology annotation, biological process: regulation of DNA-templated transcription. Gene Ontology annotation, molecular function: DNA binding. The record is from RefSeq and is a predicted model, not a curated record. NCBI's taxonomy places the organism in Eukaryota, Viridiplantae, Streptophyta, Magnoliopsida, Malvales, Malvaceae.
UUUCUUAAUCUUGGCACUCAUCCACAUCUCUCUCUCCUCUCUCUCUCCGUCUUAAAGACCUAACAUCGUGCCCUUGAAGGUAAGAAAACGACCACCUCGCUGCCUGCUUUUCCUCCGUGGCUUGUCUUGUUUGUGUUAUCACCCACACACACUUCCAACCGCUAAAGCGCAACCGUGGAAAAUAAAAUGUUGCCAGGAAAUGGGCAGCUAUCAGUUCCCCCAGGUUUCCGAUUCCAUCCAACAGAUGAGGAGCUUCUGUACUAUUACCUGAGGAAGAAGGUCUCCUAUGAAGCUAUCGACCUCGAUGUUAUCAGGGAAGUGGAUCUCAACAAACUUGAGCCUUGGGACCUCAAAGAUAAAUGCAGAAUUGGAUCCGGGCCUCAAAACGAGUGGUAUUUCUUCAGCCAUAAGGACAAGAAAUAUCCAACAGGAACUCGAACAAAUCGGGCAACUACAGCUGGUUUUUGGAAGGCUACGGGGAGGGACAAGGCUAUCCACCUCUGCAACUCCAAGAAAAUUGGCAUGAGGAAAACCCUAGUUUUCUACACGGGGCGGGCUCCUCAUGGCCAGAAAACUGAUUGGAUCAUGCAUGAGUAUCGCUUGGACGAUGAUGAUUCUGAUGUUCAGGAAGAUGGCUGGGUUGUCUGCAGGGUAUUCAAAAAGAAGAAUCAUAGCAGAGGAAAUUUUCAACCAGAAUUUAGUCAAGAAGAAAGCUUUACUCACAUCAAGACUGUUGCUUCUUCAGCGCAACUGGAGACAAGGCAUAAUCAUUUGCAAGCGCUAUAUGAUUUUUCUUUUGAUGGCUCCAUGCAGCUCCCGCAUUUAUUUAGCCCAGAAUCAGCUGUUGCUUCUUCUUUUAUAUCGCCUGUCUCUUUGAACUCCACGGAUAUCGAAUGCUCUCAAAACUUACUGAGGCUAACAUCAAGUGGCGGUUGUGGACUCGUGCAACAAGAGAGGUACAAUGGUGAAUGGUCUUUCUUGGACAAGCUUCUAGCAACUCAUCAUCUGAGUGUGGAUCAACAGCAUUCCCAAGGCAAAUGUAGCCCUUCCUCCCAAGUUGAUGUUGGCACUUCAACUCAAAAAUUCCCAUUCCAAUACCUCGGCUGUGAGGCUGACAUUCUGAAAUUUUCGAAGUAGAGAUUCCAGGUGCCAAAUAUUAAGCUUUUAUCAUCAUAAGCAGUGGCAAAGACAUUCUUUACUCUAAAAUCUUAUUACGGUCAGACACGGUUGUAUUAACUAGUUUGAACUUCUAUCUUACCUAAUCUCUAAAUUUGAGUUU